Molecule: messenger RNA, 761 nt
Organism: Aspergillus pseudotamarii
Lineage: Eukaryota; Fungi; Ascomycota; Eurotiomycetes; Eurotiales; Aspergillaceae
Exons: 2
Coding region: 102-584 (160 amino acids)
Source: RefSeq, a predicted model, not a curated record
AUACACACUUCUAUAUACAUAAUACCCACCUUCCCCUCAACAACGCGAGAUUUAUAAUAUCAAGUCUAUUCAACCGACUUACCACAUAAAAGUCCCAUAAGAUGUUCUCCAGAACACUCCCCGCAACAACCCGGUUCUUUAGUGGUACCUCCGGCAAAACCCCUGCAGCCAUACCAGUCAUCGUCUGCGGAAAGACGAGUCAGAUCGGGGAUCUUGUCAGGGAGGCAUUGCAGCCGGAAUAUGAAGUAACCCAUCUCUUCCUCUCACCUGCUACGGCGAAGAAUGAAAUCCCUGCAUUACUUCGUCAGACGAAUUCAACUACAGCUACGGGAUAUGGCACAUCCCCCUGGGCGAUUAUCAUGGGUGGCGGAUAUACCCAGACUGAUUUACAGGAGAUCCGCGCGGCCAGUCAGGGUCCGGAUGCCAAACCGGUUGCCUGGCUCAAGGUUGAUCCUGGCAAAAUGCCGUCGUCGAUUCCGGUGGGCCCGGAGUAUGGCCGGGCCGUAGCGAAGCGGACAAAGGAUCGGUUGGAUGCAUUGGUGCGGGAUGGAGGCAUUGAUCGGGAUGAGGUGCAUUUUAUCUAGAUCCUCUCCUGGUUUUUUAUAUCUCCGCAUGGGAUGGGAUGGGUAUAUAAAGAGAUGUCACGCGGUAUAUUGGUAUUCAAAUUGGUAUAUAUCAACAGAGCUAGAUAAAAGCACAGUCAUAGCUGGAUCCCACGAGCCGAGGUGCUUAGUAGAAGUCCCUACGGGAGGCUUCCUCGA